Molecule: messenger RNA, 1174 nt
Organism: Cylicocyclus nassatus
Lineage: Eukaryota; Metazoa; Nematoda; Chromadorea; Rhabditida; Strongylidae
Source: the annotation of a GenBank genome assembly
AUCGUUUUCUAGUACUCAUCGAAGUAAUCGAGCCAGGUUCUCACAAAGUUCGACAAGUUACUUCAGAUGGCCAAUCGUACGGCUAAAGAUGCGCAUACCGUGCGAGGUACCAAUCCUCAGUUUCUCAUAGAGAAAAUCAUUCGACAACGUAUAUACGACAGCAAGUAUUGGAAAGAGUUUUGUUUCGCACUUAGUGCUGAUCUGGUUGUCGAUCGUGCCCUUGAACUGCGUUAUAUUGGUGGAAUUUAUGCCGGCAAUGUAAAACCUACACCUUUUCUAUGUCUUUCUCUCAAGAUGCUGCAAAUUCAACCUGAAAAAGACAUUAUAAUUGAAUUCAUUCAGCAGGAGCAGAGCAAGUAUGCGCGCGCAUUGGGCGCCAUGUAUCUUCGUUUGACUUUCCCCUCGGUAGAAAUAUAUAAAUACCUGGAACCCUUAUUUAACGAUUACCGCAAGCUGCGGUAUAUGAAUAAACAAGGAAGAUUUGAGUUGGUAUAUAUGGAUGAGUUCAUCGAUAACCUUCUUAGAGAAGAGCGAUACUGCGAUAUACAGUUGCCUCGAUUACAGAAACGUCAGGCUCUAGAGGAAGUGGGCGAACUGGAACCGUAUCGAAGUCUGUUGGAUGAGGAUCUUGACGCUUUGAGUGCAUCAGACAGCGAAGAUGAAAAAGAGAAGAAAGAAAAACGAAAGGAGAAACCGCGCCUUAUCUCAAGAAGACGAAGUCGGAGCAGAGAUCGUUCUAGAGAGCGCGAUAGACCAAGAGAGAAGACAAAAGACAGAGAUCGUGAUGACAGGAAGCGAGAUCGAUCGAGAGACAGAGAACGAGAUCGUGAUCGGGAGAGGGAUCGCGAUCGCCACGACAAAGACCGCGAUAGGCACAGGGAACGAUCACGAGAGCGGGAUAGGGAAAGGGACAGAGGACGUGAUCGUGACAGAGACCGAGACAGAGAUCGUUCUCGUGAUCGCACACGACGCGAGGACAGAGAUCGUGAUGAUCGGGAUCAUCACAGAAGCAAGAAGAGUAGCAAAGAUGACGAAGAACGCGAGAUCGAGGAAGCAAAUGCACUUCGAGCAAAACUUGGACUUGCUCCAUUAGAACGAUAGAAUUUCUCAACUGUUAUCUAUGUACAUAUUUGAGCGGACAUCCUCUUUCACGAUGUAUCUUUUUGUUUAUCGG